UGUCGCUGCAGCCACGAAGCCGGCAAGAGCACUGUUGACCCUUACCGGUUCACCACACCCACAGCACCCACACAUCGCCACGCCAAUACGCCUCGUGCCCUUGGGUUCUCCGCCCGUGUCGUCUCCGUUUGCGAAAUUCCCAAGGGAACCGGAAGCCGUUGGGUGUGUGUUGACCGUGGAGUUUCGGGGGUCUCGCGAUUCUUAAGUCGGCGAUUUUCAGUUGCAUGUGCAUGGAAUGUUUUUAACAGUACUACUACGUAACUCGUGAGGGCAUUCGUUGUCGGUAUUUGCGUUAUCUUCGAUAAUUGUCCUGUGUGUGUUUCAUCUUGUUGGCCAUUGUGAUUGAAACUAACGGCUCUUUAAAUGUUUAUGGUAAUUGUUCGUUUACGGUGAUACGGGAGAUGAUUAUAGUGUAUAGGCCGAGUGAAUAGACCCUGUAAGUUGCAUAAUAAGCCUAGUGUUCUGAACUGAAACUACGUUAUCAGGUGUGAUGGAUUUGCCCAGCGCUCAUGAUUUGCUGAAAUACACCUUUGCCAGUUGUCAAUAAAAGAUGAUGUCAAGACUAUAUCAGUUUCGAGGACAUCCUGAUGACUAAAAAUUUGGCUCGGGAGCGAGUAGUUCUACGGGGUUCCGACAUGUCCAGAAGGAAACAGGCCAAACCACGUGCAUUAAAACGAGAGGAGUGGGAAGAAGGGGACGAAGAGGAAGAAGAGGAGGGCGAGGAGAAGGAGCUGGAAGAAGAAACAACGAAUUCUGCAGAAACGUGUACAAACGGGAUGGUUGAUGAGGACUCCAAACAGCCCUCCCGGAAGCCUCUGUCGAGCGUCCUGGAACUGGACGGUGAAAGCGGCAUCUCCAACAAUGCCAGUGAGAUGGAAGUCGAGGUAGGAGGAGGAGGAGGAGAAAGAGGAGGAGGAGGAACUGGUGGUUCCUCCGUCGCCAAAACCUCCUCCUCCUCCUCCUCCACCUCGGGCAAGGACUCGAAAGGCAGGAGGAACAACAGCAGCGUCGAUUCUCCUGCCGCUGCUGCCUGCGACGGUAACUCCACGGCGGCCGUGACCGCCUCUUCCAGAAAGGGUCAUCACCCCUCCUCGACCUCGUCCUCGUCCGCGGUCUCGGGCACGACUCCCGACCCGGCGGGGGCGGCGGGGGCGGCGGGGGCCUCUUCCCGAGCACGAGACCCCUCUCCGAACUUCCCGAUCUUCGGAAGCCACGAGGUCGCUCCGAUGACGAAGAGAGCAUUGGAUCACUUGAUUCAGGUAAGUUGAAGCAGAACUCUCAGUCUCGUAAAGGAAAGAUCAGCUAAAAUUUCCGACAAGAGGAAUUCGUACAGUAAGGGAAGUAGAUCUUGACCAUUUGCUUACCCAUUUUGUCUUUGUUAUUCAGAAUGAGUUAAUGAUCCCAAGAAGGACUCAAGGGGGCGUGAAUAUCCCUUAUGACUAUCCUGUGAUGUAAGUUUAGAUUUAAUGGCAAUCAGAAAAUACAUGGGUAUUCACAUUUUCCGAAUCUUAGGAUUCCAUAGCAUUCUAGAGAAAUCGUAGAACCCAGGAUUCGUUUUUCCCUCUAUGCAGUGUAUUGAAUCGUUUUCAUUUCUCUCUAUUGUAAUAGAUAAUUAUGUCUUUGAUGUAUCUUGGUGUGUUAAUUAUUAUACUUAUUUAUGAUAUGUGUAAUGCGUGCUAUGCAGCCACAUUCCUUAUAAGCUCUCCGCCUGAGAGAGAGAGAGAGAGAGAGAGAGAGAGAGAGAGAGAGAGAGAGAGAGAGAGAGAGAGACCUAAAUGAGUAAUCUGAAUAAUUUCGAGCGAAUAAAAGUGGGAUGUGAUGGCCAAACUUGUUCAAUGAAUGUGGGUCAUAGAAAAAUCGGUAGACAAUUCACAUAAUCCAACGAA
Molecule: messenger RNA, 1886 nt
Organism: Macrobrachium nipponense
Lineage: Eukaryota; Metazoa; Arthropoda; Malacostraca; Decapoda; Palaemonidae
Product: inhibitor of growth protein 1 homolog
Exons: 5
Coding region: 588-1268 (226 amino acids)
Source: RefSeq, a predicted model, not a curated record